Drepanopeziza brunnea f. sp. 'multigermtubi' MB_m1 is the source of this 4125-nucleotide messenger RNA. Lineage: Eukaryota; Fungi; Ascomycota; Leotiomycetes; Helotiales; Drepanopezizaceae. The record is from RefSeq and is a predicted model, not a curated record.
AUGCCCGUAGCUCAAGCAGAACUGAGGCAUCGCGCUAGUACACCUUCUUUCAACAACCGUCAGCCGUCUCCCAAUGGUAUCCCGCAAAUACCUCGCCCUCGAGUAACAUCAGAAGUCACGGCCAAGAUUUGUCUCUGCGACGAUCGGGUUCCAUACCCUCAUACUUACUUUCGCGAAGCGUCCAUCAGCAACCUGAGUAUCCGGGGAGUUCGCUCCUUCGAUAACCAGGACAAGAUGAGCCUCAAGUUCCAGACCCCUCUCACUCUUAUCGUCGGUAUUAACGGAUCGGGCAAGACGACUAUCAUUGAGUGCCUGAAGUACGCGACCACCGGCGAGUUGCCCCCGAACACCAAGAACGGCGCCUUUGUCCACGAUCCGAAGUUGAUCGGAGAGAAGGAGGUACUGGCCCAGGUCAAGCUGGGCUUCCGGAACGGUGUCCAGUCCGAAUAUGUUGUUAGCCGAAGCAUGUCUCUCACGGUCCAGAAAACGACUCAAAAGUUCAAGACGCUCGAGUCCAAUCUCAUGAUGAAGUCCAAGCGGAGCGGCGAACGCAUCUCGAUAUCCUCGACCGUAGCAGACUGCAACGCGAUCGUCCCACAGCAGCUUGGGGUUUCGUCUGCCAUUCUUGAGAAUGUCAUAUUCUGCCACCAAGAUGAAUCCCUCUGGCCCAUGCUAGAGCCCUCGAAACUAAAGUUGAAGUUCGACGAGAUCUUUGAAGCCCAAAAAUAUACGAAAGCCAUCGAGAACAUCAUCAAGGUCAAGAAAGGACAUCAGGAGAACCUUGGGAAGCUCAAGAUCCAUGAGAGCAACUUCAAAGAGCUGAAGGAUAUGUCUGUGAAGAUCGAGCAUAAGAUGCACAGACUGCAGGAGGAGAUCGAUGCUUUGACAGAGAAGAGAUCUGCCCUAGAUCGGGAAAUUGCCGAUGCCGAGAAAGUCUCACGGGAGAAGCGAGGUCUUUUGGAGACUGCCCAGGGGGUCAAGUACAGUCUGGCUCAGAAGCGAGGACAAGCCGAGAAUUAUGAGUAUACCUUGGAAAGCUUGUCGGACAACUUGACUGAACUCCAAGAAAGCGAUGAAUGGCUUAGAGAUACUCUUGGCCAAUAUGAGCAACGAAUGGCGGACUAUCAAACAUCAAGAGUAGAGCUCAUGGAGAAGCACAACCACCUGGGAAGAGAUGUGAAGAAGAAUCGCGAGCAGAUAUCUGCAAAGGAAAUCGAACAGGGUCAACGCCAGUCACAACAAGAGACUUACGAGCGCCAGCUGAUACAGCGUGUAAACUACAUUCAAGAAGCUGCUCAAGAGCACUCGAUACGUGGCUACGACGGCGACCUCGGAGAGGAUGCUAUUCGACAAUUCGUAGGGAAGCUCCACAAGCUGUCGAAAGACAAGGACCGCGAGCUGGCUGGUGCUCGAAAGACCACAAGUGAAGAGCUGAAGCAGACGCAAGGCGUACUGUCACAGCUCGAGAAUCGUCAGGCCACCCUAAAGCAGGAGAAGGUUCAUGCUGGGCAGGCAAUUACUGACAAUGAAAGAAGGAUUCGCCUCAAGCAAUCAGAGAUGAAUUCCAUUAGCAUAGACGAAGGCGCAAAAGCUGUACUGGAAUCGAAGAUCAACGAAUUGCAAGAGAUGCUCGACAAGGCCACUUCUAAGGCCGAGGCUGCUGGGUGGGAUCAAAAGUUGAAGGCCGAGAAGAGUCGCCUGCAGCAGCUGGAGGAGCAGCUGGAGAAGCUGAACGAUGAGCUUUUUCAAAGCAACAAGCUUGCAAAGGACCGAGCCGCACUUGAUUACGCGAAACAGCAGGCCAAGGAAUCUCGAUCAUCCCUGAACGCGAUGAUCUCUACAUACAAGGACCAGCUCACAGAGGCUAUCGGAAACUGGACUCCCCAGAAUCUAGCAACUGAAUAUGAAUCCGUUCUGCAGCAACGUAAGAGCGCGGUGGACGAUGCCAAGGCUAACCAGGACAAUGCGAUACAGCGUCUGAAUGAGAUUGGAUUUGAACUCAAGACAGCUCGAUCUUCGCUUGCCAAGAAGAACAACGAGUUGCAAAAGAACCAAGCAAAGCUCUUUACUUCCAUCCUCGAGGUUGAGGGUGAAGAUCCAGUGGAAAUCACGACGCUUGAUCAGUACUUGCAAGAGUACCAAGAGUUGGAAGCAGACCUUGCCAAAUGCAGAAGCUUAAGCACUGGUGCGGGCUCUCUCAAACAAAUGUACGACAAGUUCAUUGAAACAAUCGAUCAGAAAAACUGUUGCCGACUUUGCGAGAGAGAAUUCGCCAACCAGACGCAGCGAGCCCAUGCGUCCACUAAGCUAAAGAAGAUGAUCGCUGAUCUAGACAAGGAAGUACUUAAGGAGGAACUGGAGGCAAACGAGAAAGCUUUCAAAGUUGCCGAACCUGCCCGCCCUUUAUACGAUGUGUGCAAGAAAUUGCAGGAUAUCGAGAUCCCAGCCCUCAAUAAUGACAUCAAGAGACUCGAAGGCGAAAAGGCGACCCGAGUGGCAACCUGCGAGCGUCAUGAUAGGCUUGUCUAUGAUGAAGAAUCUGCCAAGAGAGACAUGGAGGGUUUCGCGAAAGCCGUCUCUGAUAUCACCAAGUACAACAAUGAGAUCUUCAAGCAUGAGAACGAAAUUACAAAGCUCUCAUCCCAAGACAUGCUAUCUGGUAGUUCAUUGACCAUCGACGAUCUUGGUGAGCAGAUUGCAGCAUGCAAUGAAAAGAUCAGGGCUCUCAAGCCGAAGAUUGAGAAACUGGUCAAUGACAAGGAGAACUCGAGAAACGAAAUCAUUGAUCUUGAAAGGCGAUUAGGAGCUGCCACUACCGAGCUUGAUAGAGCACAGAAUGCGUUGGAGAAAAAGCAAGAUAUCAUAUCGGCGAUCGACGAGUUCAGAGAAUACAUCAAUCAGCAGAAGGCCACGGUCAGCAAGGCUGAUGCGGAGCUCGAGUCCUUAGAGCCUGACUUUGCCAAGGCCCGCCGUCAACAUGAGGAUGUCAAGCUACGCGGAGACACGAAGGCCAAUGAGAUACAGGCUGCGAAGGACAAGGUCGCCUCGACUGUCAACAAAUUCAAGAUUGUCGAAGACGAGAUCAAUGGGUACAUUGAGAACGGCGGACCGGACAAGCUCAAGGCUUGUACGAGAGAAAUCAAGCGCCUCAAGGACGAACAGGAAACUAUCGAGAAGGAGAUUGCGGCUAUCGUCCAAGAGAUCAAUAAGCUAAAAGACCGUAUCGCUGACAGCGACAAGACCAAGAAGGAUAUCCAAGACAACAUCCGCUACAGAAAGGCUCGUCGCGAGCUUGAAGCCGUUCGAACAGAGAUUGCUGAGCUCGAAACUCACAACGCCGAUGAGGAAUAUGAGAUGUACCUCCGUGAAUACAACAGAUCCGAGAAGCGCCGCGAGCUCAAGACUGCCGAGAGAGGUCCGAUCACGGGAACUAUCACGGCCAAAGACGAAGACCUUGGCAAGACCAUGGAAGAUUAUGAGACGGACUACAAGAGUGCGGCCGAAGAUUACCGCAAGGCUCACAUUGAGGUCGAAACCACCAAGGCCGCUAUUGACGACAUGGUGAAGUGUACAAAGGCACUGGACAGUGCCAUCUUGCAGUUCCAUAGCGUCAAGAUGGAGGAAAUCAAUUCCAUUGCGGGUGAACUGUGGCGUGCCACCUAUCAGGGCACCGAUGUUGAUACGAUCAUGGUUCGAUCGGACAACGAGAAUGUUUCCACGACGACGACGAGAAGAAAUUUCAACUACCGUGUCGUGAUGGUCAAGCAGGAUGCUGAGAUGGAUAUGCGUGGUCGAUGCAGUGCUGGUCAGAAGGUCUUGGCUUGUAUCAUCAUUCGUCUUGCUCUUGCUGAGUGUUUUGGAGUCAAUUGCGGAGUCAUAGCCCUCGACGAGCCUACAACGAACCUCGAUGAAGACAAUAUAAGGGCACUGGCCGGCUCGCUCCACAAGAUUAUCGAGCAACGUCGCCACCAACCCAACUUUCAGCUCAUCAUCAUCACCCAUGACGAGGAGUUCCUGAAGGAGAUGAAGUGCAACGAUUUCACCGACAGCUACUACCGCGUUUCGCGUAACGCUGCGCAGAAGAGUGUCAUUGAGGUGCAGAGUCUGGCCGACAUGAUGGAGUAG